Drosophila suzukii is the source of this 1643-nucleotide messenger RNA. It is a transcript of the gene ftz, whose product is annotated as fushi tarazu. Gene Ontology annotation, molecular function: DNA-binding transcription factor activity, RNA polymerase II-specific; RNA polymerase II cis-regulatory region sequence-specific DNA binding. Gene Ontology annotation, biological process: negative regulation of transcription by RNA polymerase II; anterior/posterior pattern specification. NCBI's taxonomy places the organism in Eukaryota, Metazoa, Arthropoda, Insecta, Diptera, Drosophilidae. The record is from RefSeq and is a predicted model, not a curated record. Gene Ontology annotation, cellular component: nucleus.
GCAGAGUUAGAGAAGCCACUGUAACACAUAGAUCCGAGAUGGCCACCACCAACAGCCAGAGCCACUACAGCUACGCCGACAACAUGAACAUGUACAACAUGUACCACCCCCACAGCCUGCCACCCACCUACUACGACAACUCGGGCAGCAGCUACUAUCAGAACAGCGCCAGCUACCAGGGCUACCAGAGCUACUAUCCCCAGGAGAGCUACGCGGAGAGCUCCUACUACUACAACAACCAGGAGCAGGUGGUCCAGCCGCCCACUGCCCAGCCCACCACCCCGCCGCCCAAGUCCGCCAAACGCAAGGCCGAAGAGGAUGCCGCCUCCAUCAUCGCCGCCGUCGAAGAACGCCCCAGCACCCUGAGGGCCCUGCUGACCAACCCCGUCAAGAAGCUUAAGUACACCCCCGACUACUUCUACACCACCGUCGAGCCGGUGAAGAAGGCCCCCACCGUGCCCUCCAAGGUCGCCGCCAGCCCCGCCCCCAGCUACGAGCAGGAGUACGUGGCCGUGCCCACGCCCAGCGCCUCCGAGGAUGUCGACUACCUGGACGUCUACUCGCCCCAGUCGCAGUCUCAGAAACUGAAGAAUGGCGACUUUGCCACCCCGCCGCCGACCACGCCCACCUCCCUGCCGCCCGUCGAGGGCAUCAGCACCCCACCCCAGUCGCCGGGGGAGAAAUCCUCGUCAACUGUCAGCCAGGAGAUCAAUCAUCGAAUUGUGACAGCCCCGAACGGAGCCGGCGAUUUCAAUUGGUCGCACAUCGAGGAGACUUUGGCAUCAGAUUGCAAAGACUCGAAACGCACCCGCCAGACAUACACCCGCUACCAGACUUUGGAGCUCGAGAAGGAGUUCCACUUCAAUCGGUACAUCACCCGCCGUCGCCGCAUCGAUAUUGCCAACGCUUUGAGCCUGAGUGAAAGGCAGAUUAAGAUCUGGUUCCAGAACCGACGCAUGAAGUCCAAGAAGGAUCGCACGCUGGAGAGCUCCCCGGAGCACUGUGGUGCGGGCUACUCGGCGCUGCUGCCGCCCCUGGAGGCCACCGCCACCGUCACCGCCACCACCUCGGUGCCCAUGUACCACCACCAAGCCACCACCGCCUACCCCGCUUACAGCCACAGCCACAGUCAGAGCCACGGCCACGGCUAUGGUCUGCUCAAUGAUUACCCUCAGCAGCAGACCCACCAGCAGUACGAGACCUACCCGCAGCAGUACCAACAGCAGUGCAGCUACCAGCAACAUCCGCAGGACCUGUACCAUCUGCCCUGAGGUCCUCAGUUGCUCGGUUUCUCGGUUCCCCCGAGCGGAACCGAAAUCCGUACCGCCACAGACCCGAACGCACUUCUCUCGACCAUUUGUAGGUGACACGCAAAUGGCAACAGCCGAGAACGAAGCUGCGACGCGAUGAGUCGCACAGUGGAAGGCGCACUCCCUACGGUGCCCAGGACAUUUGGGCACGAGGACGAGUGCGCAUGUGCAAGGCAGACAGGAAGAGAGGAAGAGGAUCCUUGCUGCGAGCGGAACCCAGUGGCUGGCCAUGAUGGGUUCUCAGCGAUCGAUUAGCUGCGGCCAAACACAAGCCCAAAACACUCAGCUGGGAGGCUGAUAAUGGCCAAAGGACUUGGAGACUGACACAUGUUU